AACAAUCCCCAUGUACGUCGAGGCUCAAGGGGAGAUCAUAAGAGAACCGAGAAUUCCCGAACAUGAGACGGGGCUAGUCACGGUUUUCGGCUCCCUCGAUGCCGCAAUCCGGGAUCUUGAGCAGGUGGUCGAUGCAACGCCAAUGCACUCCCUGGCCCUCGUGGGGCAUCUGCUGGCCCUUAGAGGCUUGGUCCCAAGGCGAUAUAUUUUUGACACAGAACGAGGGAGGUCUUGUGAAGCUGCUCGAUGUCUCUGUUCAGCUUUUAAGGAUUGUUCCCGAUGGGACACAUAAUCAUGAAAUUGAGCUGAUUGGAACGGCAUACACACUGAUGGCCUUCCAUAUCAAUACAUGGCACCUAAGUCAUCUCGAAAAAUCUCUCAGCAUACCGUCACCGGCGAGAAUAACAAGAAGAAUCAGCUUACAGUCCUACUCAGUCAAGUAACAUCAAAAGUUUAUCCUGGGGAGCAAGGAUUCCAGACGUGAGUACGAAUGCGAAGAUGAACC
Molecule: messenger RNA, 505 nt
Organism: Aspergillus aculeatinus CBS 121060
Lineage: Eukaryota; Fungi; Ascomycota; Eurotiomycetes; Eurotiales; Aspergillaceae
Exons: 1
Coding region: 99-443 (114 amino acids)
Source: RefSeq, a predicted model, not a curated record